Molecule: messenger RNA, 636 nt
Organism: Fusarium odoratissimum NRRL 54006
Lineage: Eukaryota; Fungi; Ascomycota; Sordariomycetes; Hypocreales; Nectriaceae
Exons: 2
Coding region: 1-636 (211 amino acids)
Source: RefSeq, a predicted model, not a curated record
AUGUCAUCUCCACUCCCGUCUUCUAUCUUUUUAUGCAAUGCGGACGACGAAUCAGCCGAACAGCCAUCUGAUGACACGGCGACUAUGAUUGAUAGUGAGAUUCAAAGUGAGGAUGGAAAUUUCAGGCCUGAGACAACGCCGACCGACACACCUAUACCCCCUAGACCAUCACAUCUGGAACAUCCCGGCAACAAGAACAUUCGGCAUGGAGGAGACUUGAUGCAUGAGGAGGUGGUGCUUAUGACGCAUCCAGUUGACAUUGUUCUUCAGCUACUUGGACCUGCCUGCCUCCUUCUUUGUGAGCUUCAUCAGGUCCUUCGCCUCAAGCCGAGCGAAUUUCCUAAGGUGUUCAACGCUCAGGCUGUCUGCGUCCACAAGGAGUGCAUUGCAACCAAGCAAGGCUAUAUUGAUGUCGUCUUUGGCGGUAAUAUCGUUGGAAUUGGCGACUUGGCCCAUAAGGGACUUGAAGAUCGACUUUAUUCGAAUCUUCCACUGUGGGAAAUUGUUCAGUGGGAGACUGUGUUUAGAGCUUUUGGUCUUUUCUUGCAACAAAGGCCCAAGGACUCCAUUGCCAUAUCAGAUAUAAUAGUUAUCGCGGAAACUUUGGUAGAAGCUCUUACAGUGAAAAAAGAAUAA